Dendronephthya gigantea is the source of this 892-nucleotide messenger RNA. RefSeq lists its product as uncharacterized. NCBI's taxonomy places the organism in Eukaryota, Metazoa, Cnidaria, Anthozoa, Malacalcyonacea, Nephtheidae. The transcript has 5 exons. Bases 109 to 747 code for a protein of 212 amino acids. Gene Ontology annotation, molecular function: DNA binding. The record is from RefSeq and is a predicted model, not a curated record.
GAGAAUUGUUACUCGUGUACAAAAUUGAUUCGUCAAAAACUUGAAAAAGUUUUCUUUAUUGAAAAAGAUGUUUAUGAUUCACAUCUGCUUGUAUAAUUCAAGCCAUAAAUGGCUCGUCCUGUAGUCCAAUUGCUCGUCUUAUUGCUCGCAAUCCCGGCUCAAUAUUUGAUUACAAUUUGGAGCUCACAAACCACCAACGAUUCUUCCAUCAAAGUCCGAAAGCUUGUAACUACCUUGAGUGAUUUUGGUAAAAAAUGGAUUCAACCAAAAACAUGGCUGGACGAGUUGAAAAGGCUAUGGUUUUACCUGACAGACAACAGAGGUGAAUGCGUCGCAGUGGAAGUGAUGAAAUAUCGUAGCAAUGUCGGGUAUUUUGCCAAUAGCCCUCGACCGAGACAUGAAAGACCUCCUAAAAUGAAGUAUAGGAUUGGUCAAGUAUUUUUGCACAAGUCUGCUGGUUACCAUGGCGUCAUUGUUGGCUGGGACGAUCAUGCCAGGGCAACUGAUACCUGGCUUGAAAAUGUAUAUGGCAGGGAAGCUGCAGAAAAAAGACUGGAACCUCAUUAUGCUGUUCUGCCCGACCAAUCAGAAAAUGACAAUUUACAUGCUUAUGUCAGUCAAGAUGACAUAGAGAUUGUCCUCAAUAGAAAGAUUGAAAACAGUCUUAUCGACGAUUACUUUGAAGCUUUUAACGGAAUUGGGUACGAGCCUAGGCAAUUCUUGAAGAAACUGUAUCCUAAAGAUUAAUCAAAACCGUAUCCUUGGAUAUUUGAAUAAUUUGUACAGAAGCCACCUGAAAUCAUUUGUAUUAUACAAAAUAUAAUUGAAAUGCUCUCAAUAAGAAUGAUUUAUAUUGUUAUUGAAAGCGGUAAAAACGACUACAAAACGUCGA